This is a messenger RNA of Eruca vesicaria subsp. sativa (arugula), 207 nucleotides long. The record is from the annotation of a GenBank genome assembly. Lineage: Eukaryota; Viridiplantae; Streptophyta; Magnoliopsida; Brassicales; Brassicaceae.
AUGAAGUCGCUGGAAAGAGAUAGUGAUCGCCUUCGGUCUGAGAUCUCUUUACUGGAGUCAAAGCUGGGUCAUGGUGAUUUCUCUGCUGCAAAUACAAGGGUCUUGCGCAUGGUGAAUACUCUUGGUGUAGAGAAUGAGGCAAAACAAAAAAUAGAAGCGUUACAAGCAGAUUUACAAAAAAACAAAAGAAAGACUUCAAGCUGUUGA